GAGGUGUUGGUCAGAGAAACUCUGCCAGUUUCUGUCGCACUACAGAUGGCUGUUGGACGCAUGCAUCAUCGAGUACUUUACUGAAGGUCACUGGAGCAAGUUACCUGAGUCAUGGCAACAGAGCCUCAGGGGUGCAUCCAUGACUGGUGUCUCUCAGCUCUUGCUCUCGUCACCAUUCCAGAGACAUCGGUCAGGAGAUAUCAACACCACCAGACCCCUAUGAUUGAGACCAGUGGACAGAGUUUACCCUCUCUCCCUGUUGGCGUUUGUGGCUACGGCUCACUCUCUGUCUCUCUCAAGAAGACCGCCUCGGCAGGCGAGUGAGGGACGGACAGAUGAGGAGGAGAAAGAAGGGAGGGGUUCCAAGUCCCAGGUGGCUGGUUUGGAGCACGUCUUCAGACGACACGUGAAACCAAAGAAACAACAUGAAAUUAAAAAUCUCGCCAAGGUAAUCAUGUAGGUGACUGGAAACACUUGAUGGUGUAAGUUGUUUUGCCUUACACUGUACACUGUUCGUGCAAAUCAUGAUCACCAAAUGGCCUAAAUCUUCGCCAAAACAUUUUCCCUCGUUGCAUCGUGUUAUGAUAUAUACAAAACUGUUUGCGAGUGAUAGAUGUACACACACAUGCAGGAAGUCUUGAAGAUUGUUCAGAAAACUGGCUGCAGAGACAUUAUUGACAUUGGCUCUGGGCAGGGCCACCUGGCACGGUACCUGGCCUACCACUGUGGACUGAAUGUGGUGACUGUGGAUGCUGUUGGAUGCCAUCUCAUGGCUGCUGCAAAAUUUGACAGUGAAGUGGAGAGGGACAUUGGGAAGAGGGUCGAGGCUGAAGCUGCAACUGGCAGCAUCGUCCACAUCGAGUCUCUGAUCCAGCCGGAUAUAUCACUAGAGGAGCUACUGUGCCGACUUGGUGUCAGUGACUCGCCGCUUUCCCCGUCGACAACCGAAACAGGACUGACCAGUUUCAUACUGGUUGGACUGCAUACAUGUGGAGACCUGGGCCCCACUCUGCUGAGGCUGUUCUCCCAGAGCCAGAGACUGGCGGGUGUUCUGUCUGUUGGCUGCUGCUACAUGAAACUCAGCUGCUGCCCUGGAGAGCCAGGGGUACCACCUGGUGACCCAUCACAUGGGGGGAGAGGGAAGAGAGGUUACCCGAUGAGUGGCUGGGUGGCUGACCUCCCGUCUUCUCGACUCAGCUACGAAGCUCUCGAAGUCGCCUGUCACUCCAUCGACUCCUACAGAGACAAGAUCAGUGACGAUUCUCAUCACGUGAAGGUUCACUGUCAUAGAGCUGUGGUGGAGACUGUUUUGAGGAAAUAUGGUCUGAGGAGGAGUCAAGUAAAGAUUUCAAGAAGAAUUUCAAGACUUCCAUUCACAGAGUAUGCUACUGCGGUUUUGGAAGGACUGAUCAUACCUCUAACUGAAUUGGAGCGUGAUAGGGAGGAGUUGUUGGCCAUGGCGGAGGAGUGGAGAGAGGUGGCUGUGUUCUUCAUGUUGCGGCUGUCUCUGGCUCCCUGCGUGGAGUCCCUCGUCGUGUGUGACAGACUCCUCUUCCUCUCAGAACAAGGUUUUGAUGUGCAGCUGAAGGCAGUGUUUGAGCCAACAAUAUCUCCAAGAAACCUGCUCGUUUUGUCUCUCAAAUGAUGCUCUGCCCAUAAACUACCACUCAGUUGUAUACGAAUCAAUGGCUCUUGAAUUACAGCAAGACACGAGAGAAAAAAGUAAAGAAAUUAUGAUACAGAAAAU
This is a messenger RNA of Geodia barretti, 1747 nucleotides long. The record is from the annotation of a GenBank genome assembly. NCBI's taxonomy places the organism in Eukaryota, Metazoa, Porifera, Demospongiae, Tetractinellida, Geodiidae.